Molecule: messenger RNA, 2162 nt
Organism: Prunus mume (Japanese apricot)
Lineage: Eukaryota; Viridiplantae; Streptophyta; Magnoliopsida; Rosales; Rosaceae
Source: RefSeq, a predicted model, not a curated record
UCUCGGUUAGUACGAUGAAUGUGUAAGCCGUCUUUUUACUGCCAGACCCAUAUUUGCAAUUCCAGAGUGAUGGGUGUUGGUGGUAAAUUCUGGGACUUGCUUAAACCCUACGCCCGGCAUGAGGGUUUUGAUUUCUUGAGGAACAAGCGGGUUGCCGUCGACCUCUCCUUCUGGCUCGUACAGCAUGAAACCGCUAUCAAGGACCGUGCACGAAGCCCCCACCUCAGGCUCACCUUCUUCCGUACCAUCAAUCUCUUCUCCAAGUUUGGAGCAUUUCCUGUCUUUGUAGUUGAUGGAAGUCCGUCACCUCUAAAGUCAGAGGCGAGGAUUGCAAGAUUCUUUCGUUCUUCUGGUAUUGAUUCAUCAAGUUUGCCUGUGGCUGGCGAUGGUGCUUCAGUUGAGAGAAACAGCACAUUUACAAAGUAUAUUCAAGAAUGUGUGGAACUGCUUGAACUGCUUGGGAUGCCUGUAGUAAAAGCAAAAGGAGAGGCUGAAGCACUGUGUGCCCAGUUAGACGCCGAAGGUCAUGUAGAUGCUUGCAUCACAUCUGACAGUGAUGCAUUCCUCUUCGGGGCUAAGUGUGUGAUAAAAACCUUUCAAUCCAAUACCAGAGAACCAUUUGAAUAUUACUAUAUGUCAGAUAUCGAAGCUGGUCUUGGUUUGAAGAGGAAACACUUGAUUGCCAUCUCUCUUUUGGUUGGAAAUGACUAUGAUUUAAAUGGGGUGCAAGGCGUUGGGCUUGAUACAGCUCUUCGUUUUUCCCAAACUUUUAGUGAAGAUGAGAUAUUGAAUAGGUUACGUGAAAUUGGAAAUGGUGAUGCUUCUCUCUUGCAAGGUGAAAUAAGAUCUGUGGAUGAUAGUGUACCCAGUCCAGAUGAGAGCUCAUUAAAAAGAAAAUUCUCUCAUUGUUCCUUUUGUGGGCAUCCUGGCAGCAAAAGAACUCAUUUCAAGUCUUCCUGUGAAUAUUGUAGUACCACAAUGGGUGAGGGUUGCGUGAAAAAAUCAGAGGGUUUCAAAUGCAGUUGCUCUUCUUGUGAUAUGGAUCGUAAAGAAAAGGAGCAGAAGAAGCAAGAUAAUUGGCGAUUGAAAGUUCUCAGCAAGAUUGCACUGGAGCCGAAUUUUCCCAAUGAUGCGAUUAUUGAAAUGUACUUGGGCAACAGCCAUGGUUACUUCACUGAAAAUGAUGGACCCUGCAUAUCAUGGGGAAGUCCAAAAACUGAAAUGGUGGUUGAUUUCUUGGCUUAUCAUCAGCUGUGGGAACCAUCUUAUAUUCGCCGGAGGAUGCUUCCAAUGUUAUCAACUAUUUUUUUAAGGGAAAAGGCUAAAGAUCCUGUAAAAAGUUUGUUAUAUGGGCAGUAUGAGUUCGAUUCCAUAGACCGCUUGAAAAUAAGAUAUGGGCAUCAAUUUUAUGUGGUCAAGUGGAAAAAAUCCGCACCUUCUUUGGGUUGUGUCAGUUGCACAGUCCCUCUGGAGGAGUCAGAUGUGCAACAAGAUGAUGUUAUGGAAGUUGAUGAAUCCAUUGAUCCAUUCGAUGAGUCUGAUGUUCCUACGAUUGAUAUCAACAAUGGUUGUUGCUUUUUGUUGACUGAUGAAAAUACGGACCUUGUCCAUGCUGCUUUUCCGGAGGAAGUUGACAGAUUUUUGCAGGAGAAGGAACUGAAAGAAUUGAAAAGAAGAAAAACUGGGAAGCCAGAAACAGCAGGAUCAAGAGGCGUCCAGCUAAAUAUCACAGAAUUCUACCGUUCGGCCAAAGUGUAUGAGACAGAACCUGGAGAAAUUCUAACCAAGAAGACAGAACCUGGAGAAAUUCUAACCAAGAAGACAGAAGCUGGAGAAAUUCUAUCAAGUCAGAGAGCUGAAACUAGCAAAGAAAAGAGAAAACCAUCAAGCUCAAAUCUCCCCAAGUCUGUAAGACGCCGUCUUUUGUUUGACUAAGGCAUUUUCAGAUUUUGGGCCUCUUGCUGCUGUUUAGUAGGAAAAUUAAUUGAAGAUGUAAAGUUAUCGCCUCCUUCUACCCCUUACUGAGCUUAGCCUGAUGUGUAAUUUCUGUAAUUAAAUUUUAGAUUUAUAUAGGGUAGGUGCUGAGCAAAAGUUGCAGGGUUUUGAAUCUUCCUUGAGUGAGCAAUGCAAGAUUUCUAGUGCGUUUAUUGUAACAUUUUGUA